UCGCAAGGCAGCACAGACAGAGCAUUAUGUGGAGUACCAGCUGGUACCACGGGCUCCUCAUCCUCCCUGUGUCUUCAUUCUGUUAGUCCCCCACAAAUCAGGACAUGGAUCAAAAAUGGAAACGCCAACCUGUGACCGUCAUCAUCAUCAUCACCCUUUGUUUUUGUACGUUUGGUUCCGCUCAAAGACUUUGUACAGUGCCCGCUGGGCCUGUGUCUGUCCCGGAGAACAGCACCGCUGACCUCCAAGUUGUAAAAAUAAGCUCUGGUAGUGACGUAACACUGAAUGUUGUGGUGAACCCUGAAGAAAAGUUCUACCUGAAAGGCAAAGCCCUGAUGGUGAAAAAAGAACUGGAUUAUGAGGCUUUGCCCAGCAGAGCAGCUCUGGUGGUGUGGGUACAAUGCAGCAGACCAGGCUCCAAAUCUGUCAAUGAGUCUGUGGAAGUACUGGUGGAAAAUAUCAACGAUAACCCCCCAAACUUUGCUCAGAAUAACUACGUACUGGAAGUAAAUGAGCUAACACCUGUCAAUUCCAGUGUUGGACUGAUAGAAGCCACUGAUGCUGAUUCUGAACCACUAUUUUAUCGCUUAGAAUCUACCAUGGACAAAUACUUUCGGCUGGAGAACAUCAACACUCCAAAAUUACUUGUGAAAAGUGUUAUAGACUACGAUGUUGUUCAGAAAAUCUCAUUGAUUUUACACGUACAGGACACAUUUAAUGGGUCAGCCUCCAAUGAGCCCUUCUUCACAUCCGUGGCCACCAUCACAGUGCAUAUAAAAGAUGUAGACAACCGGCCGCCCUGGUUUCAGCCUUGCUUAAGGACUAAUUUAGGGCUUGCCAAACUGUGUGUGAGCACUGGUUAUAGAGGCAAAGUCAAUCUGACUGAGAAGGAGGAAGGCCCACUGACGCUGGAACCAGGCCCAGUCUUUGCAAAAGAUGGAGACAAGAACAGGAGUGAACAGAUCAGCUACCGGAUUUUAAGAGGGAAUGAUGGAAAUCUAUUCCAAAUAGAUGAAGAUACAGGAAAUAUCAGCAUGACGAAAGCUGCCGAUAUUGUGGGCCCGAUAACACUCACAGUUAUGGCAUCACAAGUGACCAACAGGGAUCAGUUUGCUGUGACACAGGUGACCUUUGAUGUAACCAAGAAGAGCAGAAACCCUCCACACUUUGAAAAGGAGCGUUACGAGGGCUUUAUUUACAGCAAUUCUAUACCUGAGAGCAUGAUCCUCAGAGACCGCAGUAGCAACAGACCCUUUAGGGUCCGAGCGCGAGAUGAAGACUUUGCCGGUGGUGUGAAUCCGGAUGUAAAAUAUGAGGUGCAGUACAGCAGUUACGUCAAUGUGACCUCAGAUGGUUUUGUGAUUCUGAAGAGAGUUGUCAAAACGGAGUCGUUUGUUUUACAGCUUAGAGCAGUGGACACAACAACAGGAGAAUUUGGUACAGCCGCCCUCUCUGUUCAGGUUAUACCUGCUGAUGCCAUGCCGUCCCCUUCAAAUGUUGGCUAUCGUGCGGGUGACAUGGCACUCCUCGGGCUGGUUAUGGCGGCUUUGCUGGUCCUCUGCCUUAUUGUGAUUGGCUUCUUGAUUUCCCGUCUAUGGAAGGGGCAUUCCAGCGGUGAUAAAAUAUGUGAGUGCUUGGACUGUCUGAAGUCUGAGCAGCCAAACAGGGGCCGCAGAGACUCCCUGCAGUACACCAAUGAUGGCUUCCAGAAUGAGGCUGACGGAAGCCGUGGCCGCUGGAGGAAGGCCCUUCCCAGGCGGAGCACCUUCCCCGGGGGCCAAGUCAUGCCAUUGGGGAGACGCAACCGCCACUGUUCCUCCUGCGGUGUCUUUACUAACCACGCCCCCAAAGGGAGUCCCUCAGUAAGACCCUCCAGGAGAGGGAGAGGAGAUGGAGAUGAUUACCGCGCAAGGGCCAUGCUGGCCAAGCAGAGGAGGAAGGAGGGGCAGAAAACUGUAUGGUUCAAGGAGAUCGAGGACUCCUCAGACAUUGAGGUCGAGAUUAUCCCGGACACGGUGGGCCGGGUGGAGGAGGAGACGCAGGAGGAGCUGGAAGGGGAGUUGGUGAUGGAGGGAGUAGUCAAAGACAAAGAAUCUAAUGAUGGGCAGGAAAACCACAGCACGGAGCCUAGAGCAGAGCAGGACAAUGGUAGCGCCGCAUCGGAUCAGGAGAAGGAAACAAACGAGCGGGAUGGCUGACAGGACGUCCGGCUCAAGUCAGUAUUACUUUUGGAUACUGUCUGCAGCCAAGGUCUGAACAGUCCAGUCCAUGAAGACUCAACAUGUGGAUAUAAAAUAUUGGUUUGAUUAGCACAAGCUGCUCAAAUAUCGUUCUUUCUUAUGAUGAUGACUCAAGAUUAUACUUUAAAGCUCAAAGUCAGUCUUGUGACGAAUUAGAUAGGUUUUAACAUUUGCCAAGUAAACUAAACUGCAACAUCAGUCAAUAUGAUGGAGCAAAAUGAAAAAGACAAUCAGGAAAAAAAGGUCUUUCCUAUAAUACAUGCAGUUUUAGAAAGUAGUUACUGCUGCAUUACAAAUAUUGAAAAUGUGCACAAUUGCAGUGUUGUUUUUUUUUAUCUUAACAAAUAUGACAGCUUUUAUGACUGAAAUUCACAAAUGUAUUCAAGUGUGUCAGUGAACACACCCCAGAGAACAUACUGUUGCUACAUUGUGUGUUUGUUUUAUUAUUAAUUCACUAUGUAGCUUUGAGGUAAUGGAAAUGGAACCAGGCUUCUAAAUAUCUGUAGGAUUUUAAUAAAUAAAAAAAAUCAAGAAACCUUAAAAAUAGCUUUUCUACUAAUGCUCGUCAACUAAUUCUCUGGAGUACACGUUUGUUUCUGCGCAUUUGAACAUUGCUGUGAACACAUUAGGAAUAAAAUAGUGUAUUUUAGACAAAAUAUCACCUUGGUCCAAAUUGUUUUGGAUCAUGCAAUGCAGUCGAAUCUAGUAACAUUCUGAAUUAAUCAAGAAGCUUGAAACACUCCUGGAGUUCACAUUUUGUAUUACCCAUUCAAUUGAAUGUUUUUUUUUUCGUUUUGAGAUCUUCAACAAUCCCCUGCAGGGCGGAAUUGUACCCCAACAAGACACGGACUACAUACAAAAAUUCUGAAAUAACUUUCACGAGAGAACGGUCCUCUUGUAGGCCAAGACACUGACUAUAUGCGAAACCUCUAAAAUGAGUAACAGAAAGAACUGUACCCUCAUGACAAUUUUAAUUGUGUUUAUUGAGGCAUUAAGCCCAAUUGCAAAAUAGGUACUACAUCAGUCAGUAGUCAAAGCUCACCUUCCUCUAAAAUUCCAUUUAAUUAAAAUUUGUUUAAAACAAGUCCCUGAUGAAAAUGAAAACCAGCUCAAACACAUCCACCUCCUUUAGCUGCAUGCAGUACCUCUAAAACCAGUCUGAAAUCUUCCGUGGAGUGCAUGUCAGCUCUACACAAAAUCUAUUGCUAAUUAGUUUGAUUGCGAAGCAGCAAAAGU
Messenger RNA from Syngnathus typhle (broad-nosed pipefish), 3476 nucleotides. It is a transcript of the gene cdhr5a, whose product is annotated as cadherin-related family member 5a. Gene Ontology annotation, cellular component: adherens junction; membrane; catenin complex. NCBI's taxonomy places the organism in Eukaryota, Metazoa, Chordata, Actinopteri, Syngnathiformes, Syngnathidae. The record is from RefSeq and is a predicted model, not a curated record. The coding region runs from base 105 to 2198 and encodes 697 amino acids. The transcript is spliced from 14 exons. Gene Ontology annotation, biological process: cell morphogenesis; homophilic cell-cell adhesion; adherens junction organization. Gene Ontology annotation, molecular function: cadherin binding; calcium ion binding.